Molecule: messenger RNA, 2020 nt
Organism: Megachile rotundata (alfalfa leafcutting bee)
Lineage: Eukaryota; Metazoa; Arthropoda; Insecta; Hymenoptera; Megachilidae
Gene: GlcAT-P
Product: Glucuronyltransferase P
Biological process (GO): chondroitin sulfate proteoglycan biosynthetic process; carbohydrate metabolic process
Cellular component (GO): Golgi membrane
Molecular function (GO): galactosylgalactosylxylosylprotein 3-beta-glucuronosyltransferase activity
Source: RefSeq, a predicted model, not a curated record
AUUAGGUAAAUAAAAGAUUUCGCAAUAAAGUAUGGGUUACUACACACGCUCAAGGUUCGCCCACAAAAUGGAUGACGUGGCAGUCAACAUGUUAAUGAUUUAUCAGAUUAAUAAACACAUAAAUUAUACUUUUUGGCUUUCGGAUUAUUAGCUAAUAACACGAAAUAGCCGAUCUAGCAGAAGACAUCCCAAAUUUCGUUAUCAACUUCGCUGACGAUAAUGUGCAUGCAAACCCAUAAAUUUUCACGUGUCUUGUCAUUAGUGUGUAGACUUGCUUUGGACAAGAAGGUAGGGUACUCCGUCCGUUUUCGAUUUUAAAACUUUUUGACGUUAGUUCAUAGAAAAUAAUCAUAACUGUUGCAUCUUGUCUGUACAAAUAUUUUGAUUCACAGUUAUUCGCGGAAGUCUAUAAAUCAUAGAAAAUGAUUUGCGUCUUUGAAAAGAAGAUGUAGUCAAACGUUUACCGGUUGCAGACGUUUCAUAUCCGUUAUUCUGCAGUACCAAAGGUUGUGCAAGAACGGGUUUAAGCCAGGCCACUAGUUGAAUUGAUAAUAUGAACAGGAUGUUAGAUAAAAGUUCCAGUAUAAUGAGGCCAUCCAUGAAAAUGGGGAUGAUCGCGUUGAUAGGCGUGUUCGUGGUGUUCUAUCAGUAUCAUCUAUCAACCGGCGUGCGAUUCGAUCAGAUGAUCAACUUCAACACGGACGGAUCCGUAGAUGUGCCGGUUCUGUCUCAGGAGGAAGUUGAAAAUUAUGUAAGAACGUCCAAGUUCACGGAACAAAUGAUCAAAAGCGCGGUACGCAGAGUUCAAGAGACGAACGGUCUGAGUCCUGACCUGGCGUCGUUGUUGGUGCAACAGCUAGUGAAUCACUUGAGCAAGAAUAUCUUCGAAUCGUCCGAGAAUAAUUCGAAGAUUUUACGAUCACCUCCGGUGACGAUGGUGACGCUGAAUCAUCAGUCUCCGACCGGAUCGGACGAGACGCUGGAACCGCUCUACAUAAUAACGCCGACGUACAGGAGGCCUGAACAGAUACCGGAACUCACCAGGAUGUCGCACACGCUGAUGCUGGUGAAGAACGUUCAUUGGCUCGUCAUCGAAGACGCGACUACCGCUACCAAACAAGUUACCAGGCUGUUGGAACGAACGGGAUUAAAUUUUGAGCAUUUGACUGCACCGAUGCCCGAGAAAUACAAGCAGAAAAAGGGUGCCAAACCACGAGGCGUGUCUAAUAGGAAUCGUGGCUUACAGUGGAUCAGGGCGAACGCGACCAAUGGUGUCUUUUAUUUUGCGGACGACGAUAACACGUAUGAUAUAAGCCUUUUUAACGAGAUACGCAAAACGAAGAAAGUAUCCAUGUUUCCCGUGGGACUGUGCACAAAGUUCGGUUUGAGCUCGCCUAUUAUCAAGAACGGAAAGUUCGUGGGAUUCUACGACGGUUGGAUAGCUGGCCGGAAGUUUCCCGUAGAUAUGGCUGGGUUCGCCGUGAGCGUGAAAUUCCUGCAUCAACGACCGAAUGCCACCAUGCCAUUUAAGGCCGGCUACGAGGAGGACGGUUUCCUAAAAAGUCUUGCGCCGUUCGAGCCAAAAGAUAUCGAGUUUUUGGCCGACAAUUGCACCAAGGUUCUUGCGUGGCACACGCAGACGAAGAAGAACGAACCUAGUGCACCGUUAGAUAUGAAACUGUACGGUGAAACGAAUCUCGUUAAAUUAAAACAGCAGAUAGUAUGAUGAAUUCGAAAUUUCGAGCUCAAUUUUCUUUGAAUCAUUUACUAUGUCUAUGAGAAACAAAGUGAUUCAGUGCCUGAAGUAUUGUAAGGUACGGUUGGUAUAGCAAUGAGUUCUUUUUAUUGUUGAGUUUUAAUUCGUAGGACGCUAUAUAUUCAGAAUCGUUUGUUCAAAAGAUUUCUAUGAUGUCAGAAGAUAUAACGCUUUGCACUCGAGAAGUGACUCGGUCACCAUUUUAUUUUAUACAAUAAUUUGAAAUUUUUUAACUGAUUCUAUAUGACACGUGUGAUGUGUACA